AUGGAUUCAGGGGACAAAUGGCGCGAGCGACGCAAAAUUCUGACACCAGCAUUCCAUUUUAAUAUUCUGCGAAACUUUUACACAAUUUUAGUUGAGAAUACUGAAAAGUUUGUGCACCAGAUAGACAUGGAGACGACUAAAGAGAAGAGUGAUAUUUUUGAUCUAGUAACGGACUUUACAUUGAAGUCCUUGUGUGAAACAGCAAUGGGAACGAAGUUAGACGACGAAACGUCCGAGUUCGGAAGAACAUACAAAAAUGCUAUACACGAUCUUGGGAAUAUUGUCCUGCAUCGGGCGCAAAGAGUAUGGAUGUACCCAACCUUUAUGUUCAGUCUCACUAAAUUUGGACGGACACAGAAGAAAUUGCUUGACUUGAUCAGUUCAUUUAGGGAUAGAGUCGUGAAGAAACGUAGAGACGAUUCUAUUAAUGUGAAGAAUAUACAUUUUAACGACAAUGAAGACGAUUUUGUGAUUUAUGGGAAGAAGAGAUUGGCUAUGUUGGAUUUAUUAUUGGAAGCGGAGAAGAACGGUACUAUCAACAUGCAGGGUGUUAAUGAGGAAGUAGACACAUUUAUGUUUGAGGGUCACGACACAACUGCCACUGCUCUUCAGUUUACUUUUAUGAUAUUAGCCAACCACCAAGAAAUUCAGGAUAAAAUUGUUGAAGAAUGUAAUGCAAUUGUAUCAGCAGAAAAAAUGCCAACGAUGAAUGAUUUAUCUCAAAUGAAAUAUUUGGACUGUUGCAUUAAAGAAAGCUUAAGAAUGUUUCCACCUGUUUUCUUCAUUUCGAGAAAAAUUGAUGAAUCUGUUAUAUUGUCAACAUACGAAUGUCCACCUGGCUCCGAGAUCCACAUCAUGAUUCGUGAACUGCACCAUGUUUGUAAGCAGUUUGAGAACCCCUUCGAUUUCAGACCUGAAAGGUUUAUGAAGGAACCAACAUGGCACCAAUACGCGUACAUACCUUUUAGUGCUGGACCUAGAAAUUGUAUUGGACAAAAAUUCGCUAUGAUGGAGAUGAAAUUAGCACUAUCCACUGUUCUCAGACGGUAUAAAGUACUUGCUGUAACGAAACCAGAAGAUAUAUCGUAUUUAGCAGAUUUUAUUUUAAGGUCCAAGGACCCUGUUUACGUAAAAUUUGAGAGAAGAUUUACGUAA
Leptosia nina is the source of this 1155-nucleotide messenger RNA. Lineage: Eukaryota; Metazoa; Arthropoda; Insecta; Lepidoptera; Pieridae. The record is from the annotation of a GenBank genome assembly.